AUGAAUGGUGUUUCAAACGUUGAUCAUGGAAUGAAUGACAUGGGUUUGUCUUACCUUUCUUCCGUUCGUGAUCCACAUGAGAGAAGUACGAGCGUGGAAUGUGUCGUGUUACGAAUUAAAAGAUUUCAUGUUGAUUCUCACUUUCUUCAUCUUGCUGAUAUCACGUAUGAAAAAACAUCCAAUGUGGCUACCACUGUCGAAACUCAUGACUCAAGCAAUAGUAGUAGCCAUGGUACAAUGCUCGGACAGAACUCGAGUUCUCACCUCUCCUUCUAUCCUAAAGAUGCCUUUGAGUUAACUGUGACGGACAGUACAAUGGCUUUAAUUGUUAUUCUUUCUCCCACAAUGAAUCCAAUGAUUGUACAGUCUCAGCUUAAAGAACAUACUCGAAUUCGAAUUACAAAAUUUAAAGUAUUAAUUGAUGAGAAAGUGAAAGGGAAGCAAAAACGAGCAACUUUGAUUCACUCAUUGCAAAUUGUUUCACAAAAUAAUUUGGAAUAUUCUCUUGAUGAUUUUUCUGAAAUUUUGGAUGAAGAAAAAGGAAAUAUUCGUCCAAUCAUGUCUGAAAGAGAAUAUUACAUGCCUUUACUUGAUGAUGAUAAUUUUGAAUUUGAAAUGUUUACAGGAACCGUUCCACAAAUUUCACUCGAAGAUCCAACUCCUGAUGAAACUUGUCAAUUGGCAGAAAUUAUUGCAAGUUCUAAAAGAAAUGCAUUUUUCGCUAGAAUUUACAAAAAAUCAAAAAUUCGAUAUUAUGGAAAGACCUAUGAAGAAAAGGCAUGUCCAAUGUUUUAUACUCUCUUAAUAACAGACAAAUCAACACCAAAGGGAGUACCUGUUACUAUAUGGAAUGAUCUCGCUUUACAUUCAUAUGCAGAACUCAAUAUUGGUGACGUUAUUAUUGUUGAUGAGUAUCGAGUGAAGCAAUUUUAUGACUCUGGAGUAUUCACCACCAAGUUUAAGCAUGAAAUUUCAAUCAAUUCAUCCAAAACACAACAACCCAUUCAAAAAAUAGAUCCUAAACAGUUAGAAGCUGUCAAGGAAUUUGCUCCCUUAUCAUUUCCAGUGACAACGAUUCAUGAAAUUGUGGAGCUUUCCCUCUCUGACGCAAUAGUUCAUGUUCUAGGGGCAGUUGUGAAUAUUGGACCAUACCUAAGAGAACGGUUGCAUUCUCAAUUUUCGCGGUAUAAAUAUCUGACAUUGGUAGAUCCUAGCUCAGAUCAAAUGAUGUCUGUAAAAGUAUACACAAAUUCAAGGAAAAAUUUAUUAGACUCGGUGCAUGUGGGACAAGUGAUUUUCAUUAGUGAUCUUUGUGUGAAACAAAUAUCUACCUCAAUAGAAGACGACUCAAAGUUCACCUAUUUGGAGAGCACGUUUGUGACUCAUUUCUUUACAGAAGAAUAA
Naegleria fowleri is the source of this 1404-nucleotide messenger RNA. RefSeq lists its product as uncharacterized. Gene Ontology annotation, biological process: regulation of DNA repair. The record is from RefSeq and is a predicted model, not a curated record. Gene Ontology annotation, molecular function: single-stranded DNA binding. The transcript has 3 exons. NCBI's taxonomy places the organism in Eukaryota, Heterolobosea, Eutetramitea, Acrasida, Naegleriidae. The coding region runs from base 1 to 1404 and encodes 467 amino acids. Gene Ontology annotation, cellular component: replication fork.